This is a messenger RNA of Mesitornis unicolor (brown roatelo), 693 nucleotides long. Its product is annotated as carboxypeptidase Q-like. The record is from RefSeq and is a predicted model, not a curated record. Gene Ontology annotation, biological process: thyroid hormone generation; proteolysis; peptide catabolic process. The transcript is spliced from 2 exons. The coding region runs from base 24 to 359 and encodes 111 amino acids. Gene Ontology annotation, molecular function: metallodipeptidase activity. NCBI's taxonomy places the organism in Eukaryota, Metazoa, Chordata, Aves, Mesitornithiformes, Mesitornithidae.
AUAUCUCCAACUUUGAUAUCGUCAUGGAGUCUGAUGAGGGCACCUUCAAGCCAUCUGGACUGGGUUUUACUGGCAAUGCAAAAGCUCGGGACAUCAUGAAAAAGAUCAUGACCCUGCUGCAGCCCAUCAACGUUACGGAUGUUUACGCCAACGCAGAUGGAACAGACAUCAAUUACUGGAUGAGAGAUGGGGUGCCCGGUGCCAGCUUGCAUGACGACAUCAGUAAAUACUUCUGGUUUCAUCAUUCUCAAGGGGACACGAUGACAGUUCAGGAUCCAAACCAGAUGAAUCUCUGUGCUGCUGUUUGGACUGUUGUCUCCUAUGUAAUUGCUGACAUGGAGGAGAUGUUGCCAAGGUGAUAAAACAGCAAGAAAAGAGAUUUCUGUUCUUCAGUCAAGAUUGUGAGUCCACUAAUGCAUGUGGUCUACAGCUGUAGGAAAUUCCAUUAUUCACCCUGAUUUUGUGCAUUAUUAUGUCUGUUUUCCUUAAAGCACAUGCUUUUUUACACAUUCCUGUUUCUUUUGCUGUUUUGAUAUCUUCCAUUUGUGAUUUUCACUUAAAAUUUCUUUUUUUAAGUACUUUUCAAAAUUCUGAUGAGGAUGUGAUACCUCUUUGACUAUGAUAUAAUAAUUGUUUGUUAUGCAAAGUGUAUGCAGCAGGAAAAAUCUCUCAAAUAAAUUUGUUGCAUCAGAA